Molecule: messenger RNA, 2106 nt
Organism: Anolis sagrei ordinatus
Lineage: Eukaryota; Metazoa; Chordata; Lepidosauria; Squamata; Anolidae
Source: RefSeq, a predicted model, not a curated record
ACUGAACUCUAAAACACACAUGACAGGGGAAGAUAGAAAAGGUUCUCUGCUUAGGUUAGUAUAUCACAGGCAGGUAAACCUGGACGGCUAGUUCUGAACCUCAUUGCCAAAGGAAAGGCUGACUGGCUGGCACAAUGGCCUACCCCGGUGACGUUAAUGCUGACCUUUACUUUGACCUCUUUCAUCUGCUGAGAAGUGAACGGCCCAAUGAGAACAUCCUUUUCUCACCUUUGAAUAUCUCAGCAGCCUUGCACCUAUUGUACAGUUGUAGAGCGGACUGUGAUCUACAGGAUGAAAUGCCAGAUGAUUUCAGUCAAGACAACCAGGACCUGCAUUCAAGAUCAAAGCCGGACUUAGAAGAGUCACCAGAUUGCAAUGCCUUGGAAGCCAGUCAGAGAUGGGAUUUAAUGCAUGAGCAAAGAGCUCAGGAGGCUCAGCCUAAGUCUUUGGAAGAAGACUGUGAGGUGUAUGAAACAAAGGAAAAGCCUUCCAUUGCAGCUCCCCUUCCAGCUUUUAAGAGGGAUGAUAGACAAGAUGGCAGCAGUUUGACCCAUGCUCUCCCAUCUAGUGUUGGUUAUUCUGUUAGUAAUGAAAGUGUGUCAUCUCAGUAUCUCCUUUGGCGCAAAUUAAUCCCUAACCCUAAAGCUGUUGAAGAUGUUAGUCGAGAAGAGGCACCUCCUGAAAUGGAAGCUUCUAAGAAAUUGACCAGUGGUUUAGAAAACCAGAAAGGAUCAGUCAUACAAAGAAACAUGGAUGUUGAAGGUGUAAGAUUACCUUCUUUUUACAGUGUUCAAAGAGCUGAAAGAAGUAGACCCAGUCCUUUAUUCCAACCAUCCAGAUAUACUGCAUAUGAAGGGAUAUGUAACAAUACUUUACCAAAACUAGGGCCCUAUUCCCAAGCGUUCUUUCCAACUUCACAACCAUCCAAAUAUACUGCAUAUGAAGGGAUAUGUAACAAUAAUUUAACAAAACUAGGGACCUAUUCUCAAGCGUUCCUUCCAACUUCACAACCAUCCAAAUAUACUGCAUAUGAAGGGAUAUAUAACAAUAAUUUAACAAAACUAGGGACCUAUUCUCAAGCAUUCCUUCCAACUUCACAACAAUCCAAAUAUACGGCCUAUGAAGGGAUAUGUAACAAUAAUUUAACAAAACUAGGGAACUAUUCUCAAGCGUUCCUUCCAACUUUACAACCACCCAAAUAUACUGCAUAUGAAAGGAUAUGUAACAAUACUUUAACAAUGCUAGGGACUUCCUCUCAAGCGUUCCUCCCAGCUUCAGAGUUAGAUAAUAGACAGCUAUUAACAGGAAGGCAUUAUGUUAAGACUACAUCAGGUACUCCUUUGAUGUUCUAUACUAAAGAUGAAAGUAUAGUAAGAACAGGUGACGAUAAUGCUCUCCCAAGCCAAGAUCAAUCUUCUUUGGAAGGAACACAAGAGCCACACCAGGGAAGCCCAUUUGGAAGCCUGGAGAAGUUAUCUAAAAUAGAAAAUAUUGCUCCUUUUGAGAAAUUCUCAAUUUCACCUGUUUCUUCUAUGGAAACAGUUGAAGGACAUAUGCAAAAAAGUGAAGUUCAGGAGAGUAGUUAUCAUGCGGACUCUAUGGAAAAUGAGGAUUCUGAGACAGAAUCUAGUCCUUCAUUUGUAACUGCUUCUCAUGAACUGGAGUGGUGCAGCACUUCAGUUCAGACCCCAGAAGAUACCCUCAACCAGAACACAAGUGAGGACUUUUCAGGAGAAGAAGAAACCUCCAAUCAGAUUGCCUCAUCAAAUGCUUGGUCAACUAAUAGGCUGUCAUCCAUCACUGGGGAUCAAAGAGUGGCAUACAGCUUAAACCAACCUAUCUCUAUGUCACGGUACUUUUCCUAUGACCUUCCCUGGCAUAAAUACCUCAGAGGAAGAGACGAGAGGGAAACUAUAGUAGAAUUCUUCUAUUUUCUGAAACAACAUGAAUUUGAAAAUAUAAUGGCACCACUUGAAAGCAGGAGGUAUAAAAGAUAGGCCUAGAUAUAAAGUCACCUUUUUACUACAGAACCUAUGGUGCAUCUCUGCUCUUUGUAGGCAACCAUAAUAUUGACGUGACUAUCUAUCAAAUGAAUUUGAUACCCCU